AAGCAUUUGAAUUUCAUUCAUUCGCACUUUACAAGAUGAGUGGAGGAGGAGGAGCUGGUGGUGGCGGUGGCGGUGGCGGUGGUGGCAGUGGAGGAUCUCAUUCGGUGGCGUUUCGUGUGAUGAGGCUAUGCCGCCCUUCCUUCAACGUCGACCCUCCUCUUCGCCUCGACCCCGCCGACCUCUUCGUCGGUGAAGACCUCUUCGACGAUCCCGCCGCCCCCGCCGUCGAUUCCCUUAUCGCCCCCGAUUCCGAUCCCAACUAUCGCAACCGCUUCCUCCUUAACCAUUUCUCCGAUGCGCUCGGCCUCUCUGGCCUCCUCGUUCUCCCUCAGUCCUUCGGUGCCAUUUACUUGGGAGAAACUUUCUGUAGCUAUAUUAGCAUUAACAAUAGCUCCAAUUUUGAAGUCAGAGAAGUGAUUAUCAAGGCUGAAAUCCAAACAGAGAGACAGAGAAUACUUCUUUUAGACACAUCAAAAUCACCAGUUGAGACGAUACGUGCUGGUGGGCGUUAUGAUUUUAUCGUGGAACAUGAUGUUAAAGAGCUUGGACCUCACACGCUGGUCUGCACUGCAUUGUACAAUGAUGGUGAUGGUGAGCGCAAAUAUCUGCCCCAAUUUUUCAAGUUCAUUGUUGCUAAUCCACUUUCUGUUAGGACAAAGGUCCGUGUUAUCAAGGAAACUACCUUUCUGGAAGCUUGUAUUGAAAACCAUACAAAAUCAAACCUUUUCAUGGACCAAGUUGAUUUUGAACCUGCUCAGUAUUAUAGUGCAACAACACUUAAAGGUGAUGGGCACCAUUCUGAGAAAGAUAGUUCUGCAAGGGAGAUAUUUAAGCCGCCAAUUCUAAUAAGAUCUGGUGGAGGAAUUUACAACUAUCUUUAUCAAUUAAAAUCGUCAUCGGAUGGUUCUGUUCAAACUAAAGUUGAGGGCAGUAAUGUUCUUGGUAAACUCCAGAUAACAUGGCGAACAAAUUUGGGUGAACCUGGUCGCCUGCAGACCCAGCAGAUAUUGGGAACUCCGACAACAAAGAAAGAGAUUGAGUUGCAAGUUAUAGAGGUUCCAUCUAUCAUUAACCUUCAAAGACCAUUCAAGCUAAAACUGAAUCUUACAAACCAGUCAGAGAGAAAUCUGGGCCCCUUUGAAGUUAGCUUAUCCCAAAAUGGUUCUUCUGGGGAGAGAGUUGUUGUGAUUAAUGGCCUUCAAACGAGGGUUUUAUCACAGGUUGAAGCUUUAGGAUCCACAGAUUUCCACCUGAAUCUCGUAGCUACUAAACCUGGAAUUCAGAGAAUUACGGGUAUUACAGUGUUUGAUACUAAAGAGAUGAAAUCUUAUGAACCACUUCCUGAUCUAGAGAUUUUUGUGGACAUAAAUUAAAAAGUGUGGUCACUGCUACGAGUUUGGUCAGAAAUGGUCGACAGUGGUAUCUUUUCAGAAGGUUGAUCUGCUGUUUUCCGCUGGUCAUGUUCUGUAACGUUGAUGUGCCUAAUCAGAUCAACCUAGUCUCUAACGGGUAAACUCUCUGGUGCCCCUAGGCUUAGAUUCUCUUACAGGUAGGGCCAACGAAUCCUAGAUGAUCAUCAAAGACCUAUUGGACUAAUUGCAAAAUUCUUUAACUAAAUUGGAGUAAUGGGUGGUUGUAAGAGGCAUAGUCCUUAGUAUUUUUGGUUUAAGGCUUGGUUGCUUUGGUUGUCAUUAAAUUUCAAUCCCUUGUUACAUCACAGUUUCUCAUAUUGUAGGUCAACUAUGAUGAUGUCUCUAAGUACUGUAAAUUUAUUAUGAAAAAAAAAAAACUUCAUUAUGGGUUAUAAACAUUGGCUCAUACUGAUCAAUUCAUAUGGUGAACCAUUUCAUA
Molecule: messenger RNA, 1851 nt
Organism: Lotus japonicus
Lineage: Eukaryota; Viridiplantae; Streptophyta; Magnoliopsida; Fabales; Fabaceae
Exons: 12
Coding region: 36-1373 (445 amino acids)
Cellular component (GO): TRAPPIII protein complex
Source: RefSeq, a predicted model, not a curated record